This is a messenger RNA of Dunckerocampus dactyliophorus (ringed pipefish), 3554 nucleotides long. RefSeq names its product eosinophil peroxidase-like. The record is from RefSeq and is a predicted model, not a curated record. Gene Ontology annotation, biological process: response to oxidative stress. The transcript is spliced from 21 exons. Lineage: Eukaryota; Metazoa; Chordata; Actinopteri; Syngnathiformes; Syngnathidae. The coding region runs from base 109 to 2958 and encodes 949 amino acids. Gene Ontology annotation, molecular function: peroxidase activity; protein binding; heme binding.
UGACGAAAAGUGUUUCCACUGAGGCGCCUAUAAAAAGCCAAGAGCAUAACAACUAAACGGAUUCUUCGGCCAGAAUUGACAACACAUUGGAGCUUCUUUAAUCCAGAAAUGUUUCGGGGUGUGUGCCUGCUGCUUGCGGCGCUUUGGCUGCAGUGGCAAGUGAACGCACAACAUCUGAGCAGGGAGGAAAUUGAAAAAGCUGUUAACGCUGCCAUCACUAAGGUGGACUCUGCAUAUGAGUACUCAAGACAAGAGUGCCUUGAACGUGUCAAACGGAACGCAGCGAGGCCCCAGGAUGUGUUACGCUUGCUCAAGCAGCCUAUGGGAAUCUCUCGUGAGAUAGCCCGAUCUGCUGAUUACAUGAGCAAUGCACUGGAUAUCAUCAAAAGAUCUGCGGAAAGACGUCAGAGACGUUCUAUCAACGCCACAGACCUGCUGUCUGAGGAGGAUUUAGAGUUCAUAUCAGAACUGACAGGCUGCUCACCACGACAACGCAUCCCCUCUUGCAGGACAACACCCAACCUUGAUGUCUUUCGCACUGCAAGCAGUGUCUGCAACAACAGGUAUAAUCCCCGAUGGGGAGCCUCUAACAUACCAUUUGCACGCUGGCUGCCUUCUGAGUACCAAGAUGGAAUCUCUGAGCCUCGAGGGUGGGACCCUAUCAAAAUUAACGGCUUCCUUCUUCCUUUGGUCAGAGAGGUGUCUAACAGCGUUCUGAAAACACCCAUCAAUGAUGUGGUGAGCGACCAAGUAUUCACUCACCUCUUGACCAUCUUUGGACAGUGGAUGGACCACGACCUGACGUUCACACCUCAUUCUCCAGUCAUUCGUUCAUUCAGUAAUGGCAUUGACUGCGACGAGAGCUGCGAGCGCACUGAACCUUGCUUCCCCAUCGAGAUUCCCAAGAAUGGCCCACGCUUUGGCUCCCAAGAAUGCAUCCCUUUCUUUCGCUCGACAGCCACAUGUGGAUCUGGACCCACAGGUUCCAUCUUUGGCGAAGCCACUGUGCGGCAACAGUUGAACACCCUCACAUCUUAUAUUGAUGCGGGUCAGGUGUAUGGGUCAGAUGAUGUCAAAGCUCAGUCCCUUCGCAACCUCAACACAGAUGAGGGCUUGUUGAGGGUCAAUACAGAGUUCACUGACGGCGGUCGAGAACUGCUGCCCUUCACCACUAUGGGAGCCAACUUGUGUGCAACCCGAGCUCGGAUCACCAAUGACCCUGACGCCCAGGAAGUGCUUUGCUUUUUUGCAGGUGAUGAACGCUCCAAUGAGAACAUUGCUCUGACCUCUAUUCACACACUGUUCUUGCGUGAGCACAACCGGCUGGCUCGGGCCCUGCGCAAACUAAAUCCAAAGUGGGAUGGAGAGAGAAUCUACCAAGAAACACGCAAGAUCGUUGGAGCAUAUCUUCAGGUCAUCACUUUCCGAGACUUCUUGCCCCCCAUUGUUGGUCCAGAAAUCAUAUCCAAGAAGCUGUCCACCUACCCUGGCUAUAAUGACACUGUGGAUGCCACCAUCUCCAAUGCAUUCGGAGCAGCUGCCUUCCGAUUUGGCCACUCGAUGGUUCAACCCUUCAUAUUCCGCCUCGAUGGGAGCUACAAGGAUCACCCGUUGUACCCCUCUCCGUUGCUGCACACAGCCUUGAACACACCAUGGAGGGUUGUCUUUGAAGGUGGCAUAGACCCCAUCGUGAGGGGGCUUGUGGGUCGACAGGCUAAGUUGAAUGUUCAGGAUGCCAUCAUUACGGAUGAACUGAGAGACUUGUUGUUUAGAUUCUCUUUUGAGAUGGCACUUGAUCUGGCCUCUCUCAACAUGCAGCGUGGACGAGACCACGGAAUCCCAGGAUACAAUCGAUGGCGCAAGUUCUGUGGUCUGUCACAGCCACAAAAUGAGAAGGAGCUGGCCUCUGUGCUGCAAAACGAUGAACUGGCUCGGAGGUUGAUAGAACUUUACGGCACGCCUGAUAACAUUGAUCUAUGGCUUGGAGGAAUUGCAGAACGUCUUGUGAACGGAGGAAGAGUUGGACCUCUGUUUGCUUGCCUGAUAGGCACUCAGUUCAGCAAGAUUCGGGAGGGAGAUCGACUUUGGUGGGAGAACAAAGGGGUAUUCACGAAGGCCCAGAGAGCCUCUUUGGCAGGAACAUCAUUUUCCCGCAUCAUCUGUGACAACACCGGCAUCUCUGAAGUUCCAGACCAACCCUUCCUGUUUCGGCCACGAGGCUAUGGUUACACCAAAUGCAGUGACAUCCCUCCGUUUGACCUGACUCCGUGGCAGGAGCCUCCACAUGAACCUACAGGCCCCACCAAGUACCCACCAGGCUAUGUACCUCCCACCACUCCGUACCCACCAGGCUAUGUACCUCCCACCACUCCGUACCCACCAGGCUAUGUACCUCCCACCACUCCGUACCCACCAGGCUAUGUACCUCCCACCACUCCGUACCCACCAGGCUAUCUACCUAACACCACGUACCCAGCACAAACAACCCCCUUUAUCACCAAAUACCCCCCGGGAUCCAACGGAUCCAAAGGAACCCCUGGACCAAAAGAACCAGCAGGCCCCCCUGGAUCCUAUCAUGAGAAUGUGGCCUUCUCCGUGCGACUGGGCAACAACUACCCUAGUCCUGGUGUUCCUAUCCCCUUCUACGACGUCAUCUACAAUGGACAGAACAGCUAUAACACCAACACAGGCAAAUUUACAUGCCCAUAUUCCGGCGUGUAUGAAUUCCAAUUCUACUGUACAAUCUAUGAGCACGCUGCCAGCGUAGAUCUGUUGCGCAAUGGAGUGUUGAUUGUGCAUUCCUACACUACCAAGCAAGAUGGUUACAUCUCAGCCAGUGGAGGCACGUACAUCAAGCUAGAUGUAGGAGAUGAGGUUUGGCUGGUGGCUAACUACGGUGGCAAUGGUCUGACCAGAGACAGCUACUUCUCGGGGCGUCUGGUCUUUACUGAGAAAUAAGCCAUGAUUAUUCUAUGUGCCAAAAAGGCAGUAUUUUGCCAAGAAAGCACUUGAAGAUCCCAAAUUAACCUCACAUUUGGCAUUUGUAUGAUUUAUAGACUUUUCAUUGAGCAGUAAGGUUGGGCGUGCAUGCAAAUAAAUCAAAUAAUGAACUUGUCAUUGGAUAUCCUCUUGAGUGCACAUGACUGCACACAGAACACAUACUCUGGUGUAACCCUUGACCCCAGCCACAUACCGUAUUGCGUCAUCAAGCGGAUUCAUCCUGCAAUAUCCAGUUCAAUCCCAAAUAUUUUUUCCUGUUUUUUUAGUCAGCACUGUACAGAAGGUGUAUUACUUUCCUGUCAAUGAUCAUUGUCUUUACAUCAGAAGAACACUGUUCAUUUUUGUUCGUAUUUUGAUCUUUGAACCUCCUGGGUUGAUUUCAUCUCUGCCACAAGUCACAGCCUGUGAGACGCGUUCUUCAAUAGACCAGUAGAUGGCGCUGAUAUACAACGGAACUUGAAGUAGGUUGUGGCCCUCCACCUGUGGAAUGAAUUAAACCUAGUACGGCAUGUCUUUUCUUUCACAGCAUGAUGAUAAAGUGUCUUUUUUACGUU